Molecule: messenger RNA, 2177 nt
Organism: Camelina sativa (false flax)
Lineage: Eukaryota; Viridiplantae; Streptophyta; Magnoliopsida; Brassicales; Brassicaceae
Product: protein EDS1B
Biological process (GO): lipid metabolic process; defense response
Source: RefSeq, a predicted model, not a curated record
AACAGAGGACUAAAGAAGCAAGACGACUCAAAAGAGAAAGAGAGAAGAAAGUCCACAAAGAAAAAAGAGAUUAGAUUAAAAUGGCCUUUGAAGCUCUUGUGGGAAUCAAUGGUGAUAUCAUCACCAAAUCAUGGAUGGUGUCGAAGGGAGCUUACCAAACCGAGCCCUUUAUCAAAGAAGAAGCAGGGGGAAUCGUGUUUUUCGCCUUCCGACCAUCUUUCACGGCGAAAGAUUUGUUCGCUACGGGUAAUAAAUCUCCAUUUGGAGAAAUCAAGAUGAAGCGUGUUGAGUUUCCUUGUAUGAGAAGCAUCGGAAACAACGUUGACGCUACUGUUAACGAAGCUUUCCUCAAGAAUCUUGAACUCAUCAUUGGUCCAAGAACCUCAUUUCAUGCUUCUGUGCAAAGAGCGGUUGAUAGAGGACAAGUGAUUGUGUUCACAGGACAUUCUUCAGGAGGAGCAACUGCAAUAUUAGCAACAGUUUGGUAUUUGGAGAAAUACUUGAUACGCAAUCCGAGUGUUUUCCGUGAGCCUCGUUGUGUGACAUUUGGAGCUCCUUUGGUUGGUGACUAUAUCUUCAAGCACGCACUUGGGAGAGAGAACUGGAGCCGGUUCUUCGUGAACUUUGUCACAAGAUUCGAUAUUGUCCCUCGGAUUAUGCUUGCUCGGAAGGCAUCCAUAGAGCAAACACUGCCUUGUGUUCUUGGCCAAUUGGAUCCUACAAGAGUUUCUUCAACCCAAGAGGACGACGAGGAAAUAACAGAGUUUUACAAAACGGUGAUGCGAGACACAUCAACUGUUGCUUACCUAGCUGUCAAUCAGUUGAUUGGAAACGGUCAAGCGUUUCUAGAAACUCUUUCUAGUUUUCUUGAGCUAAGUCCUUAUAGACCAGUAGGCACUUUUGUCUUCUCUACAGAGAAAAGAUUGGUUGUUGUGAACAACUCAGAUGCCAUUCUUCAAAUGCUGUUUUACACUUCUCAGUGCAGCAACGAACAAGAAUGGUCUCUGAUUCCAUUUCGAAGCAUUACAGAUCACCAUGGCUAUGAGGGACUGGUACAAUCGAUCGGGAUUAAGUUGCUUAAUCAUUUAAAUCUACAUAACCUGCUUCUGGAUGGAGAAAACUCUAUAGGCUCUGCACUCAAUGACCUUGGAGUGAGCACAAGAGCCAGACAGUGCAUUCAUGCUGCAUUAGAGGCUGAGAAGCAACGGGAAGAAAAUCAGAAGAAGAUAGAUUCCAAAAAAGAUAAAAUUGUUGAUAGACUAAAUUGGAUAACGGUUGAAUACAAGCCGAAGUGUCAAGCUCAUAAAAACGGGUAUUACGAUUCUUUCAAAGUUUCAAAUGAAGAGAAUGACUUCAAAGCAAACGUCAGGAGAGCGGAGUUAGCCGGUAUUUUUGACGAAGGGCUUGGUUUGGUGAAGAAAGAUCAUCUUCCAGAUGGAUUCGAGGGGAGGGAAGACUGGAUCAAUUUAGCUACUCGAUACCGCAGAUUAACUGAACCUCUUGAUAUUUCAAACUACCAUAGACAUUUGAAGAAUGAAGACACAGGGCCGUACAUGGUAAGAGGAAGACCAAGCCGUUACAUAUACGCUCAGAGAGGGUACGAACAUUAUAAAUCGAAGGCAACAGGCAAGUUAGCAAAAGAUGUGCUUUGGAGCAAGGUAAAUGAUCUUAACUUAGGGUUACAACCCGAAGAAAUACAAGAGAUGCUAAAGAUAUCAGGAUCAGAGUGCGGAUCAUGCUUUUGGGCUGAGGUCGAAGAACUCAAGGGAAAGCCAUAUGAGGAAGUUAAGGCAAGAGUUAAGACAUUAGAAGGGUUGCUUGACGGAUGGAUCACAGAAGGAGAAGUAGAUGAUAAGGAUAUAUUUCUGGAGGGUUCGACAUUUAGAAAGUGGUGGACUACACUUCCCGAGAGUCACAAAUUCCAAUCACCGCUGCAAAGGCAUAUGAUGGAUGAAACAAGAGCUACCUGAACCUUGGGUGGUCGAUUAUUUAAGCUAUUGGAGCACUGGCUAGUCUGGCUUCUUCAUUUGUGCAAUAAGAAACGUAAUAGCACUCUGUUAUAUUGUUUAUCAAUCUGGUUUCCUCUUAACGAUGAUCUUAGGAUGAGAAACAUGUUUUAUGAUCAUUGUGAAGUACUGUCAUAGUUCUCUAUUCUAAUGCCAAAUUUGGUUUCCACU